This is a messenger RNA of Arachis stenosperma, 3724 nucleotides long. RefSeq lists its product as uncharacterized. Gene Ontology annotation, biological process: DNA topological change. Gene Ontology annotation, molecular function: DNA binding; DNA topoisomerase type I (single strand cut, ATP-independent) activity. The transcript is spliced from 21 exons. The record is from RefSeq and is a predicted model, not a curated record. Lineage: Eukaryota; Viridiplantae; Streptophyta; Magnoliopsida; Fabales; Fabaceae. Bases 66 to 3338 code for a protein of 1090 amino acids. Gene Ontology annotation, cellular component: chromosome.
GUCACAGCCGCGCUUUAUCACUCACCUCCAUUCUCUUCUUCUGAAAUGAACGCGGCUUCUUAACGAUGUUUCAGCUCCAAAGAAGCUUGCUCUUCACUUCCUCAGCCCCUUCCUACUCUCUCACCUCUCCCUCUUCAUCUUCUCUCUCCCUUCGCCACUUCAUGUUGCAAUUCAAGGCUCUUCAUAAUUCCCCGGUUUCUCGCUUACCUUAUUCUCCGAUAGGCAUUGCAAAUAGCAACAGCAAUCUCCAAUGUCAGAACUGUUUCCUCCGUUUACAUUUUCCAGCGGCGGCGAAUUGCGUUGCGCCGCGCCUUCGUUGCUUCGGUAGCAUUGGUAACGGUUCUAGGUGUUCUGUUUCUAGCCGUGAAUUCAGGUUCCCGUUGAGUUUGAUUAAUGAUGGGGUUUUCAGUAAGAGGUUUUCGUCUAAAGUUUCGGAUAGUAAUUAUAAUCGUAAUAAGAAGAGGUUGAGUUCUAGUGCUGCUGCUGUUGCUGCUGCGUCGAAAGAAGGUUUAGUUGAAGAGAAGAAGGAUAAGAAAGAGGGAAAGGCGGCGAAGGCGAAGGCGGAGCCCGUUGAGAGUGAUAAGCAGGAAUCUGAAAAAGUGAGUGCUAAGAAGAAGAAGCAAUCAACAAGCAAGAAAAGUAGCAAGAAGUCUGCUGCUAGCAGUUCUCCGAAAGAGGUUGAUGCUGUGGAAGGUUCUAAAAAAUCUUCCAAAGGGAAGAAGAAAUUGAGUACUAGUAAAACGAAGAAGAAGAAGGUUGAGAUUAGUAGUAGUAGUAGUAGUAUUGAAGAAAUGCAAAAUGAUUCUGCUUCUAACAAGCAAAGCAAGAGCUGUAGUGCGAUUGAACAGGUGGAAAUGCCGGGGAAAUUUACGGAUAAGCCGGUGUAUCCUGCAAGUGGAAAGUGUGUGGUGGUUGUGGAGUCUGUCACGAAAGCGAAGGUUAUUCAGAGAUACCUUGGUGAUAUGUAUGAAGUAUUGCCGAGCUAUGGUCAUGUAAGAGACUUGGCUGCUAGGUCUGGAUCUGUGCGACCCGAUGAAGAUUUCAGUAUGGUGUGGGAGGUUCCGUCACCUGCCUGGACUCAUCUGAAGACCAUCAGUGUUGCACUGAGCAGAGCAGAAAACCUUAUUCUUGCAUCAGAUCCUGAUCGCGAGGGAGAGGCUAUCGCUUGGCACAUCAUAGAGAUGUUGCAACAACAAGGUGCUCUACACGAUAAUCUUUCUUUAGCGAGGGUUGUCUUUCAUGAAAUAACUGAACAAUCUAUAAAAGCAGCAAUGCAAGCACCAAGAAAGGUGGAUGUGAAUUUAGUGCAUGCAUAUCUUGCACGGCGAGCCCUUGAUUAUUUGAUUGGGUUUAACAUCUCUCCAUUACUAUGGAGGAAGUUACCAGGAUGCCAAUCAGCAGGAAGAGUUCAAUCUGCAGCGCUUUCCAUUAUAUGUGAUAGAGAGAUGGAAAUUGAUGAAUUUAAACCGAGGGAGUAUUGGAGUGUGGCGGCCCAAUUAAAGAAGAAAGAGUCAGGAUCAAACAAGGAUCUUAUCUUUCCUGCCCAUUUGACCCAUUUUGAUUCGGCAAGGUUGAAUCAAUUUUCAAUUGCUUUUGAUAAAGAGGCAAAAGAUAUUGAAAACAAAAUAAUCAAGGCAGAUUUUAAGAUUACUAACUUGAAAAGGAGCAAAUUUCGAAGAAAUCCUCCGACACCGUAUAUAACAUCCACACUUCAGCAAGAUGCUGCAAACAAAUUGAAUUUCGCAGCAAGUUACACCAUGAAGCUUGCUCAAAAACUGUAUGAGGGAGUUGAGUUGUCUGAUGGUAAUGCAGUUGGUUUGAUAACAUACAUCAGAACUGAUGGACUUCAUAUUUCUGAUGAAGCUGUUGCCAAUAUACGGUCGCUAAUUGUUGAGAGGUAUGGACAAGAUUUUGUCCCACAAAGUGCACCAAAGUUUUUAAAAAAGGUGAAAAAUGCACAAGAGGCUCAUGAAGCCAUUAGACCCACUGACAUUCACAAGUUGCCAUCAAUGCUUGUUGGGGUACUAGAUGAAGAUUCCUUGAAGCUAUACACACUUAUCUGGUCACGGACAGUUUCAUGUCAGAUGACACAAGCUAUCUUUGAGCAGAUACAACUUGAUAUUGGAAAUGCAGAUGAGUCUAUUAUGUUACGAUCUUCCAGCUCACGAGUUGACUUUCCUGGAUACCGGGCAGUUUUUACGGACAUUGAUACUGAAGCUGUUCAAGAUAAAGAGAGUGAUGGAGCCAAUCGUGAUCAAGUUUUUGAGGUUCUAAAUACCUUGAAGCCAGGGGACCCACUACAUCUUGUUCAAACAGAGCUCAAUCAGCAUCAUACACAGCCACCACCACGUUACACCGAAGCAUCAUUGGUUAGGAAGCUUGAAGAGCUUGGUAUUGGCAGACCUUCGACAUAUGCAACAACAUUGAAAGUUUUACAGGAUAGAAACUACGUGACAGUAAAAAGCCGUGUGCUGUAUCCUGAAUUUCGUGGCCGCAUGGUUUCAGCAUUUUUAUCCCAUCACUUUUCAGAAGUCACAGAGUACAGUUUCACUGCUGAUAUGGAAACAGAGCUUGAUAAUGUUUCUGCUGGAUUAACUGAAUGGAAAGGCCUCCUUAGAGAUUAUUGGACACGGUUUAAAUUGUACUGUGAGCGUACUUCUAGUGUUCAUAUUCACCAGGUUGAGAAGAUGUUGGAAAAGAAAUUUGGGGACUAUUUAUUUUCCGCCCUCCCAGAUCAGACCCGUGUUUGUCCAAGUUGUAUGGAAGGCACAUUAAUUUUUAAAGUAAGCAGAUUUGGUUCUGGCUACUUUAUAGGUUGUGAUCAACAUCCAAGAUGCAAGUACAUUGCUAAAACACUAUAUGGUGCAGAGGAGGAGGAGGAAGAUUCACCUCAUUUAAACACUCGUAUAGAAGAACCAAAAGUCCUGGGUGUUAAUAGUGUUUCAAAUGAAAAGGUUCUCUUGAAAAGUGGUCCUUACGGAUUUUAUGUUCAGCUUGGGGAAGACAGGAAGGGGUACAUACCUAAAAGAGCAUCCGUCUCUCAUAUCAAAGAUGUGAAAUCCAUCACCCUUGAAGAUGCACUUGAGUUGCUACAGUACCCAUUGACAUUGGGCAACCAUCCCAAGGACGGACAGCCUGUAAUACUAAAGCUCGCAAGGGUUGGGUUUGCCGUUAGACAUCGACACACAAUUGCUUCUGUUCCUAAGAAUAUGAAGCCAAGUGAAGUCACCUUUGAAAAAGCUCUUGAGCUCUUAUCAGGCAAAGAUGUUAGAAAAUGUGGUAGACCUAAAGGUAAACCUAAAAGAGUUGAUGAAAUUGAAGCACUUGAAGCUUUCUAAAGUUUUGACCAUAAUAAUAUACAUAGCAAGGAGCACAGAGUACUUGUGAUUAAUUACAUCAAUAUCUGCCAGUAAGUACUAGCAGGGUUCAAACAUUUUUCCUAUCAAGGGUUUGCAAUUCUAACACAAGCUUUGGAAGAUUCUUUUAGGGAUCGCCAAGUGUAGAUUAGUCAUUGGACUAGUGAAUUUUGUUUUUGUAUAAUGUUUAGGCCAAUCUUAUUUAUUAUUUUUGAAAUAUAGAAAUAUAAUUGUUUAAUGUACCAAACAUAUUUUUGUUAAACCCUUAAGGCUGAGAUUUUGGUAAGCAUAAGGGUUUAUAACUUUAUAAAAAUAUUCUCUUGGUUGGCUUUUGUAUAAGGCUGAUGACUGAUGAGAGGACUCAUACA